Vigna unguiculata (cowpea) is the source of this 2691-nucleotide messenger RNA. RefSeq lists its product as uncharacterized. Gene Ontology annotation, molecular function: protein binding. NCBI's taxonomy places the organism in Eukaryota, Viridiplantae, Streptophyta, Magnoliopsida, Fabales, Fabaceae. The record is from RefSeq and is a predicted model, not a curated record.
AUGAAAGUGAAAAUAUUUAUGGUGUGUUUGGUGGCAUUCCAGAUUGUUGGUGGUGAGAAGGAGAUAAGGUGUUUAGAAAGGGAGAGGGAAGCACUCCUCCGAUUCAAAGCUUCCAUUGUUGAUCACCAUGGCAUGCUGUCUUCUUGGACCACUCCUGAUUGCUGCCAAUGGAAAGGGAUUCGCUGCAGCAACCUCACUGCUAAUAUCGUAAGCCUCGACCUUCAUGGUGAGUAUGAUUAUGAAACUGAAUCAUGGUCUUAUUAUAUCAGCGGAAAGAUCCACCAAUCAUUGAUUGAGUUGCAACAAUUAAAGUAUCUCAACCUCAGUGACAAUUCUUUUUCACAUAUCCCAGAGUUUCUUGGUUCUCUCAGGAACUUGAGAUACCUUGAUCUCUCAUGGUGUGGUUUUGACGGAAAAAUUCCAAGUCAGUUUGGGUCUCUUUCUCAUUUGAAAUACCUUAAUCUCGCUUCGAAUAAUCUUGAGGGUUCUAUCCCUACUCAACUCGGAAAUCUCUCCAAGUUGGAGUAUCUUGAUCUCGCAGACAAUUCUCUUGUCGGAAAUAUACCAUCCCAACUCGGAAACCUUUCUAAGUUGGAACAUCUUGAUCUCACAAGAAAUUUUUUUGAAGGAAAUAUUCCAUCCGAAUUUGGGAAUCUGUCAAACUUACAACAGCUUUAUCUUGGGGAUUAUUACAAUGGAGUACUCCAAAUCAACGAUGGGGGUAAGUUCCUAUCUAAUCUCAUUUCUUUAACCCAUCUUUACUUGUGGUCCGUCAAUGGUCUUAAUACUUCUCAUACUUUCCUGCAAAACAUUGUCAUGCUACCAAAACUAAGAGAGUUAGGCUUAAUUGAUUGUAGCCUUUCUGAUCAUUUUAUCCUUUCAUUGAGGCCUUUCGAAUUCAACUUUUCUACUUCCCUUUUGGCCUUUCAUCUUUCUGACAACACCUUCACGUCACCCGUGAUAUUCCAGUGGGUGGCAAAUAUCACUUGCAACCUUGUUGAGCUAGACCUUUCUUAUAACAACUUGGAAGGUUCUGUAUCCAAUCAUUUUGGCUUGGCAAUGAAUUCUCUUGAGCGCCUUGACCUUUCCUUUAAUAAUUUCAAGGGUGAGGUUUUGAAAUCCUUCGUGAAUAUAUGCACCUUACACUCUUUAUACAUGCGAGGAAACAAUUUAACAGAAGACCUUCCAUCAAUUCUUCAUAAUAUGUCUAGUGGUUGUAUUAAAUACUCGCUACAAGAUUUGGAUUUGGGAGACAAUUAUAUUACUGGAUCUUUAUCGAACUUUUCAACAUUUUCAACUUCGAAAUCAUUGCAUCUUUCAAAUAAUCGAUUAGUUGGAAUGUUAAAAGAAGGUAACAAAUUACCAUUUCGAUUGGAAUUUUUAUCACUCUCAUCAAAUCUUCUAGAAGGCGGAAUUCCAAAGUCAUUUGGCAGUGCAUGUGCUUUGCGCUCAUUGGACAUAACGGAUAAUAACCUGAGUGAUGAGCUUUCAACAAUAAUACAUCACUUGUCUGGAUGCGCUAAAUACACACUAGAACAUUUGAGCUUGCAAGGAAAUCAAAUCAAUGGUACGAUUCCUGACCUUUCAGCUUUUUCAGCUUUGAUGUCAUUGGAUCUUUCAAACAAUCACUUGAAUGGAAAGAUAAGAGAAGAUAGUAAUUUACCAUUUCACUUGGAAACUUUAUCAAUCUCAUCAAACUUUCUAGAAGGUGGAAUUCCCAGAUCAUUUGGAAAUGCAUGCGCUUUGCACUCAUUAAGAAUGGAGGAUAACAGAUUGAGUGUAGAGUUUUCAAUAAUAAUUCAUCAUUUAUCUGGAUGUGCUAGAUAUUCAUUAAAAGAAUUAUAUCUACACAUGAAUGAAAUCAAUGGCACACUAAUUGACCUCUCAAUAUUCACAUCUUUAAGAGUGUUAUCUAUUGGUGAAAACAAGCUAAGUGGAAAGAUUUUAAGAAAUAUUCAAUUUCCACCUCAAGUAGAAGAAUUAGACAUACAGUCAAAUUCCUUAAAUGGUGUGUUCACUGACUGCCAUUUUGUUAAUGUAACCAAGCUAUCUUACUUGGACUUAUCUAACAAUCCAUUAACCUUGACAUUUACCCAAAAUUGGGUCCCACCUUUUCAGUUGAGUUCGAUAAGGUUGAAAUCUUGCUUGUUAGGUACAUUUCCCAAAUGGUUGCGAAAGCAAAAUAAAUAUGAUGAACUUGACAUUUCAAAUUCUAAAAUAUUGGAUGUGGUUCCAAGGUGGUUUUGGGCUAAAUUAGCUUCUGGAAAUGUGGGUUCAAUAGAUAUUUCAAACAAUAGUCUUCAUGGUAUAAUUCCAAAUAUUGUUGGAAAGAACAUUGUUGAUUUCCUAAUUCUUUCAUCAAAUCAAUUUGAAGGUCCUAUUCCACUAUUUCUACGAGGUUCCAUAUUUCUUGAUUUAUCUAAUAAUAAUUUAUCAGAUUCGCAUUCAUUUUUAUGUGCUAGUGGUCCUGAAAAAAUACUAUAUCAGUUAGACCUUUCACAUAAUCAUCUUUCUGGACAAAUUCCAGAUUGUUGGAGCCAUUUUAAGUCAUUAGCUUAUUUAGAUUUGAGCCACAACAAAUUUUCAGGAAACAUUCCUACUUCAUUAGGAUUGCUUCUUGGUCUUCAAGCAAAUCCCUGCUUGGAUCGGGAGCGAAAUGCAAGAGUUGCAAAUCUUAAGUUUGGGAAGUAA